This is a messenger RNA of Lycium barbarum (goji berry), 1854 nucleotides long. Its product is annotated as protein DETOXIFICATION 46, chloroplastic-like. Gene Ontology annotation, biological process: transmembrane transport. Gene Ontology annotation, molecular function: antiporter activity; xenobiotic transmembrane transporter activity. Gene Ontology annotation, cellular component: membrane. NCBI's taxonomy places the organism in Eukaryota, Viridiplantae, Streptophyta, Magnoliopsida, Solanales, Solanaceae. The record is from RefSeq and is a predicted model, not a curated record.
GCUGCUUCUCUCUAUCUUCAAAUGUUCCACAUUUUUUUUGCUUCCUUCACCUAUUGCCUCAAUAUCAAUGUAUACUCAAGCAGUUACUCUCAACACUUUCACUUACAAAUCUCGAAUCUCAAUACAAACACGAACUCUCAACAAUGUCAACUCUCGCUUCCAAGUUGCUCGUGUUAUAUCAGUCUCUCCUAUUUGCAAUAUUCGCAAUCGAAUAGUAAUAACUGCUUGCUCAAGUCCCAGUCAAGAAAUUCUCCUCCAAAAUGAGAUUACUGAUGCGGUAGAAAGCUUAGAUUCAGUUAAUGACCAAGUGGAAGAAAAUCAUGUGGAGUCUACUAGUAGUGUAAGAGAAUUCUCUGCUAAUGAAAGUAUUUGGACUCAAAUGGUUGAGAUUGCAAAGUUUUCUGGGCCUGCAGUUGGGCUAUGGUUAUGUGGGCCUUUAAUGAGUCUUAUUGAUACCGCUGUCGUUGGUCAAGGAAGUUCCAUUGAACUUGCUGCUCUAGGUCCGGGAACCGUCUUUUGUGAUAACACAAGCUAUAUUUUUAUGUUCCUCUCAAUUGCCACUUCGAAUUUAGUUGCUACUUCACUUGCAAGGCAGGACAAAGAUCAAGUUCAGCAUCAGAUAUCUAUCUUGCUUUUCCUUGGGUUGGUCUGUGGUGUUCUAAUGUUUUUCAUUACGAGAUUGUUUGGUAUUCGUGCACUAACUUCUUUUACAGGGGCCAAGAAUAUACAAAUCAUAAACUCAGCAAAUACUUAUAUCCAGAUUCGAGGCUUGGCAUGGCCAGCUCUGCUGGUUGGUUGGGUUGCCCAAAGUGCAAGUUUAGGCAUGAAAGAUUCAUGGGGACCUUUAAAGGCUUUGGCAGUUGCUACUGUUGUUAAUGGCAUUGGCGACAUAGUCUUGUGCAGAAUUUUCAGUUAUGGUAUUGCUGGAGCGGCAUGGGCAACAAUGGUGUCCCAAGUUGUUGCAGCCUAUAUGAUGAUCCAAGCACUGAACAAUAAAGGCUAUAAGGGUUUUGCUAUCUCUGUUCCAUCAACAGAUGAACUUCUGCAGAUAUUCAUGAUCGCUGGCCCUGUGUUUCUAACAAUGAUGUCAAAGGUCGCAUUCUACUCUCUACUGGUCUAUUUUGCUACCUCAAUGGGCACACAGACAGUUGCUGCUCAUCAGGUCAUGGUACAACUGUUCAUGAUCUGUGCAGUAUGGGGUGAGCCUCUCUCUCAAACAGCACAGUCGUUUAUGCCCGAAUUGUUAUAUGGAGUCAACCGAAAUUUGUCAAAGGCCCGAAUGCUGCUUAAGUCCCUAGUGGUUGUUGGAGCAUCAUUCGGAAUGGUACUGGCAUCUCUUGCAGCAUCAAUUCCAUGGUUAUUCCCCAAAAUAUUUUCACCUGAUCCUCAGGUCAUACAUGAGAUGCAUAAAGUAUUACUGCCAUACUUUCUAGCUUUAUGUGUGACACCCAGCAUUCUUAGUCUUGAAGGAACUCUGUUGGCUGGACGAGACUUGAAAUUCAUAAGCUUAUCAAUGAGCUCGAUAUUUGUUUUGGCUUCUCUUCUCCUCAUGUUGCUGAGCAGUAAAGGACUUGGUUUGUCUGGAUGCUGGCUUGCACUUGUUGUAUUCCAAUGGUCUCGAUUUUUCAUGGCGCUACGACGGCUCACCUUGUUGGAUGGCAUACUCUAUUCAGAAGAGUCUACACAUUAUGAGUUACAGAAGUUGAAAGCUGUAUAGGAUUCUAAGUUUCUUACAACAACAACAAAAAAAUUACAACAGAAAAAAUGGAGAUGGGAUCCAACUCUUCCCAUGGUAAUGUAUACCACAAAUGUGCUAUUUAUUAAGUGGCAAUAUUAGCAUACUUCUGUCUUUCA